AUGGCGGCCGGCGGCGAUGGCGCGGGUGGCGGCGGGGCYCCGGCUGCCGCCGCUGCCGCUGAGCGGGUGCUCUUCCCGCCCACCUUCAGCGUGUCCGAGAUCAAGAACAAGCAGCGGCGCCACUUCAUGUUCCAGCGCUGGAAGCAGCAGCAGCGCAAGGAGAAGCUGGCGAACAGGAAGAAGCGCCGGAAGGAGCGAGAGGCCCUCGGGGACCAGGCACCUUCAAAACCCGUACCGAAGACAAUUGAAAAUCAGAGAGUAUAUGAUGAAACAACUGUAGAUCCCAAUGACGAAGAGGUUGCUUUUGAUGAAUCAACUGAUGAAUUUGCRCCAUAUUUCAACAGACAGACGAUUCCCAAGAUUCUUAUAACAACAUCAGAUAGACCUCGUGGGAGAACAGUGAGGUUCUGUGAACAACUGUCUACUGUUAUACCUAACUCGCAUGUCUACUACCGAAGAGGAUUGGCUUUGAAAAGAAUUAUUCCACAGUGUAUUGCGAGAGACUUCACAGAUUUAAUAGUCAUUAAUGAAGAUCGCAAAAUACCAAAUGGUCUUGUUCUAAGUCACUUGCCUGAUGGCCCAACUGCUCACUUCAGAAUGAGCAGUGUCCGUUUGCGUAAAGAAAUAAAGCGAAAAGGUAAAGAGCCCACACAACACGUACCUGAAGUAAUCCUGAAUAAUUUUACAACACGCCUUGGCCAUUCUAUUGGUCGCAUGUUUGCUUCUCUCUUCCCACAUGAUCCUCAGUUCAUUGGAAGACAAGUAGCCACGUUUCAUAAUCAGCGAGACUACAUCUUUUUCAGAUUCCACAGGUAUAUCUUCAAGAGUGAAAAGAAAGUAGGGAUUCAGGAACUUGGGCCACGUUUUACCUUAAAACUGAGGUCCCUUCAGAAAGGCACCUUUGAUUCUAAAUUUGGAGAAUAUGAAUGGAUUCAUAAGCGCAGAGAAAUGGACACAAGCAGAAGAAAAUUCCACUUGUAAGUGACUGCUGUCUACGAAAUCCUCUACUGACCAUGGACUGCGUCACUGUGGACUGCUAAGCAGGGUAAUGUUACCUAUCUGCUGAAAGACAAACUGCCAACGUUAAAACCGUAACACAACUCUCAAUAAAGGUUCACUUUGAGUGCUCCUGUGCUCUAGACAGAAAUUUUACUUUGCACCACUGAAGACGGCAAAGAUUUUUGUUAAAAGAUAUUUUAAAAUAAACUAUUUUGCAAUUAUUUUUUUAUCCUUCUGUAAAGCACCUCAGCUCAACUACGUUCCCUUAAUUAGGUAAGGUAUAAAUAAUUUAAACUUUUUUCUAUCUUACAGCAUGCUAUCCUCUGACAGGAGGGGGGUGAGUUUUCCAAGAAGUGACUCUCUUGUAGGGAACAUUAAAAGUAGGUUGUAUUCAGUUGAGGAAAUCUAUGGUAUUUCUUUUGGUUAAGAUCUUGUGUAAAAUGGCUCUGUUCCUGAAGUUAUAAAAAUAAUAUGCUAAAUUCAUACAGCUAUUUUUUCUUUCC
Messenger RNA from Nothoprocta perdicaria, 1502 nucleotides. It is a transcript of the gene RPF1, whose product is annotated as ribosome production factor 1 homolog. Gene Ontology annotation, biological process: maturation of 5.8S rRNA; maturation of LSU-rRNA. The record is from RefSeq and is a predicted model, not a curated record. The transcript is spliced from 9 exons. Lineage: Eukaryota; Metazoa; Chordata; Aves; Tinamiformes; Tinamidae. Gene Ontology annotation, molecular function: rRNA primary transcript binding. The coding region runs from base 1 to 981 and encodes 326 amino acids. Gene Ontology annotation, cellular component: preribosome, large subunit precursor; nucleolus.